GCGCUAAGAAGUCGGUAGCGCUUGUUGUGGCAGCAGUGGCCGGGGUUGCAGGCAGCAAGUAGGACGCACACCCCCUCCAGUCGGGCAGGGCGGGGUUUCGCCGUCCUUAACCCUCUGUGCCCUUUGUGUUCGCACUGUUGCUCCGCUGUUUCUGUUUCCAUUGCCAGUGUGCCGCCUCUCUAUUCCUGUCAGUCUCCCAGACGCUUCCCAGCCUCGCAUUGUCUGGCAGCCGGAGAGAGGGGGAGAGCUGCACUUGUGCUGGACAUCUCACACGGGAGUGCGGCGCGAAUAGACAUUGGAGAAGCAGCUGUGAGACGGGCAGUGAGACGGGCAGUGAGACAGGCAGUGAGACGGGCAGAGGACAAGCGGGACCUGCCAUGAGUUGCUGCUGGAGAGAAUAGACUGCCCGCCCACUGACUGUUAUAUUCCUCAGUCCAUGUGUGACUGUUACAGCGCCCACAUAGGAACAUAACCAUGAAGGCUUAGGGGGGCUUGGCCUCCCCCAAAAGAGAAAGCUCUGUUAUUAUUGGCAUAUAUGAUAUAGCUACUGGAGCAGCCAGCUGGGCACUAGCCUUUUCCUCGCAAACACAAGCCAUUCUUGCACCACCAACAUGGAAGGGCUCUCAUAAGGAAACCAGUGGCAAUUUGUAUCCUCUGUGACCCUGUUGUAAGAUAGGAAAGCUGAUCCCACAGCCGCGCUCCUGGAAUGCAUUGUGCCCUGCUCCGAGCAGACAGCUGGAUAUAAAGUCGUGUGCCCGUAGCCACUCGCCCCCUCCUGCGCUCACUUACAGUUGUUGCCUGCACGCCUGUGCCCAACUUCCACCGUCCCUCACCAUGUUCCGUCUCUCUUCGCUGUUCACAUCUGCUUUUGUGUGGCAACUGCUAGCCGUGACUUUGGCUCUAGAGAUGGGUCUGUACGACGUGGAGAGAGGGAGAGAAGCCAAGUGUGAGCCUAUACAAAUUCCUAUGUGCCAGGGAAUUGGCUACAACAUGACCAGAAUGCCCAACUAUGUGGGUCACGAGUCUCAAGAAGAAGCAGCAGCAAAGCUUCAGGAGUUUGCCCCUCUGGUAGAGUAUGGCUGUCAUAUACACCUCAGAUUUUUUCUUUGCUCUCUUUAUGCUCCAAUGUGCACUGAGCAGGUGUCCACCUCAAUCCCAGCCUGCAAGCCUAUGUGUGAGGCAGCACGGCAAAAGUGUGCCCCCAUCAUGGAAAGCUUCCAGUAUGUAUGGCCAGAAUCCCUGGACUGUGACCGUCUUCCCAGCAAAAAUGACCCUCAUGCACUGUGCAUGGAAGCUCCGGAGAAUGCCACAAAUGGAGAUCCUCCAACCAAUGGCCACGGUAUGUUGCCUGUAGCUCCUCGACCUCCACGUCCAUCAGGGUCUGGGAUUGGUAUUUCAAGCCGCUGUGCAAACCCGGACAAGUUCAUGUAUGUGGAGAGAAGUGGUGUAUGUGCUCCAAGAUGCAUCCCCGGGGUGGAUGUGUAUUGGUCAUCAGGGGACAAGGACUUUGCCCUGGUAUGGAUGGCGGCCUGGUCUGGUCUGUGCUUCAUUUCCACUGCUUUUACAGUUUUUACUUUCCUCCUACAUCCCCAGCGUUUCCAGUAUCCAGAGAAACCCAUAAUAUUUCUUAGCAUGUGCUAUAAUGUUUACUCUACGGCUUUCCUUAUUCGUGCCGCUGCUGGGGCACCUAGCAUUGCUUGUGAUAGGGAAGGAGGUGCCCCCUAUCUUAUCCGAGAGGGUCUGGAGAGCAGCGGUUGCACACUAGUCUUCCUUAUCCUAUAUUACUUUGGUAUGGCCAGCUCACUCUGGUGGGUAGUGCUUACUCUCACAUGGUUCCUGGCUGCUAGCAAGAAGUGGGGCCAUGAAGCCAUUGAGUCCCAUGGUAGUUAUUUCCACCUAGCCGCCUGGGGGAUACCUGCCAUUAAAACCAUUAUCAUCCUCACCAUGCGCAAAGUGGGUGGAGAUGAAUUGACAGGUCUCUGCUAUGUUGGGGGGUCAGAUCCAAGUGCCCUGACUGGUUUUGUGCUGGUGCCCCUCUCUUGCUAUCUGGUGACUGGCACGUCAUUUCUUCUGACAGGAUUUGUUGCUCUUUUCCACAUUCGGAGAGUGAUGAAAACAGGAGGCACCAACACAGAAAAGCUGGAGAAGCUUAUGGUUAAAAUUGGGGUAUUCUCCAUCCUUUACACUGUUCCAGCUACGUGCAUCAUCGUUUGUUGUUUUUAUGAGCGGCUAAAUUUGGCACACUGGGAUUCUAGGGCACGGGAAGAGUCAUGUAGGACAGUGCCUGGAAGUGCCAGGCCAGACUGCAACCUGCCCCACUCCAUACCUAGUGUAGCAGUAUUUAUGCUGAAGAUCUUCAUGUCACUUGCUGUGGGCAUCACCAGUGGGGUAUGGGUAUGGAGCUCCAAGACGCUGCAGGCCUGGCAAGGCAUCCUGUGCCAGCGCCGCCUUGUGGAAGUAGGAGCCAGGACUCGAGGGAAACCCCAGGGAGGGUUAGGGGUCCCCUGUAGUUUAGGGAGCUGCCCUUACAAGCCUCCACCUGUAACCCUCCAGGUUGCAAAGACUGACCCCUUCAUGGACAGUCCGACACAUGUGUGAAGCACAGGAACAUGAUUGGAGCAUGAGCUGUUGCAACAGGGAAAUGCAUUUGUCACUGCAGGAUGUGGAAAAACUUUGCUCACUGACACAGCGUGGACUGUGCUUGUUUUGCCAAUGGGAUGAUUCAUUAGCAGGGAGGGGAUAGAUGUUGGGGGUACUGUGCUGCAGCUCUAUAAAACCAUGGAUUUACUGAGUGCAUCACCUAAAGAGAGCUGGGUAAGCAGAAGCCUGACCUGUAUGUGUUGGCAUUCUAAACAGUGUUCAAGGGAAAGAUGCUCUCAAUUCUCACAAAUCUGUGAGAUCUUUUGUAAAAGGUUCAAGAAAGUCAUUUGAAGUGCAGUCUGUAUAAGCCACCCUGUGGCUCUAGGUUGCUCUCAUGUGAACAAUCAGCCCUUGUGCAGCUAUUUUAGGGGGGUGUUGCCCCUCUUCAAAAAUGCACAUUAUAUCUAUAGCAGCAGCAGCUACAGGGCUUGGCACCAACAUCACUUUUCCAGUCUCCUUGGACCUUACGAAAUAACCGUGUUUUGCUCUGCAGCUUAGAAGGGGUCAUAAAGUGCUGCGCUCUGUUGUGUAAACAGGACUGUCCCUUGCUACUGACAGGCAAGUAAUGUGAAAUGUGGAAUUGCUAGCAUGUCUGCUCACUUACCCUUAACAGGAAAUUAACCUACUGGUCGUCCCCCAUUCAGAAAGAAAGAUUAUAUAAGAAAUGUGUACUGUGGACACAGCAGGGUUUUAAAAAUAAUUUUCUUAACUUCACAACUGUAAACUGUAAAAGGUUUAUUCAUUUUAUGUUUUGGCGAUUGAAAAAGUAUAAACAGGAUUUGAAGGCCAUAUAUAAGUGCAGCCUUGUCCCACUUGGGCAGCAUAAUAAAUUCACAUCUAGUUAGAAUGCUGGCUCUGGUUAAAUCCUAUAUAUCAUAAAGAUUCUGCAGUCGUAUAGUGGGAGCAGAGCUCAGCUUGGCAUAGCCUGGCAGAUUAGGGUACGGCGACUGCUGUGCAGAGGUGGGCACAGACCUGUUAAAAAUCUGGGCAAAUUUUUAUUCUUAGGGGCAGAUUUAUCAAUGUGAAAUUAGAGCACACCACUGAAAUGUACCCUUUAGAGACCAACUAUAUAGAUAUCUGGCAUCAUUGCUAACCUGUCUGAUGCCCAAGUGGGGCUUCAUGCCAUCUUAAAUCAAAGGGCACGAUUUUCUUCCUUCACCUGGGCAAACCAUGCCAUUCUGGUGCUGUGUGGGAUUUCAGCACACAUGUGGAUAAUAUAGUGCACCCAAACUGCACCCCCCAGAGCCUACCUACUUCUGAGUGUGAUUGGAAUUAUGGCUUAAAGCAACUAAAGGGAAUCUGUUAGUAUGUAGCCAAACAACGUACAUCUGCAUUGAUGUGCCUGUCCAACAAAAGAGGUAAUUUCCUGUUAAAAUGUUGGCUAAAGUGAACACCUCACCCCUGUAACUGGUGGUAAAUAUAGAUGCUUAGUGCAGCCAGUGAUACAGUACGUCCUUGGCAGCUCCUAUAUUUUUUGUGCAUCUACAGAGAAUGGGCUGAUGUGUUGUGUGUAAUCAUUAAAUACACUAUAUACCUAGAGCUGCAGUAUUGGGUUAAAGUGUUAACUUUUAUUUUUGGGAGCAAUAUCCAACACUUGGCCCUUCAUCUGCCCCCAACAGCCGUCAUAAAUCUGAUCAGUGUAAUUUAGCUACAGCUUGUAGGUCUCGGCAUUGCAUCCUUGCUUGAUGAAGGUAAAUGAAACUUUCACUGUGGCUCAUUAAAUCUCCAUCAAAGAUCCAUCAGCUACAUAGUGGCCCUUCUGUCUGUAAAAUAAGAGCCAGUUGUAUGUUUCCAGUGAGACACAAACAGCAGCCCCUAAGUGUGCGUCACUAGCAGAGCAGGAAGAAAGGAAGAACUGUGUCUGUAGCUAGAAAGUGUCCGGCCCAUUGUGAAAUAAUUAGUGUGUUUGCCAGUGGCCCUGCACAUUUAGGUAGGAAAAGAUAAACACUGGAAGCAGGAAUGUACAAAAAGCUAUUGAUGAAGGGAUAUAACAGGCCUAAUUCUGCUUGGGUACAAAAAAUUAAAUUAGAGACCUCAAAAAUAAUUUCUAUUAGAGACCUCUGAAAAUAAUUUCUAAUUAUUGUCACUAAACACAGUCGCCUACUUCAGUUUUUAUAUAAGGCAUUGGGAAGCCUAUUUAUAAAGCUACGGUAUAGUCCAUAUUUGGCUAGGCCACACAUUUCCAUAAAAUACUUACACACCUUUGUGUACUUGCAUGAUUCUACAUGGCUUUUAUAUGGCGUAUCGCAACACCAUUUAUUACACAACCAUAUAACUAUACCCCAGGUAUAAAAACAAAAUGUGACAUUUCAGUACCUUUCAAAUGACCAUUAAACGUUAGAAGUAUAUCUGUAAUGGGGACAGGGUUGCACUCUCAGCCAUCACCAUCUCCAUCUGAGAUGUGUGUAUAUAUAUAUGUAUGUGUGUAUAUAUAUGUAUGUGUAUAUAUAUAUAUGUAUGACAGCUCCUUACCCCAGGACCUUAGGAGUCAGCACCCCACUCCUGUCAAAAGCUGCUAAAGCCACAGCGACAUAAGCACAGCUAUUGCUGCCCAUUGCUAGCUCCUAGCUCCUUGCUUAAUUCUGUAGCUCAUUAACCCUGCAAGUGCAGAAUAGAAAUAGGGACCCACAGUGCUUGGUGCUAUUUCACGUGAUACUGCACCCAUUAACCCUGCGAGUGCAGAAUAUAAGUGCAUUAUGCUACAUAGUGGGAGACAGCAAUACAUUCAUGAAUAAUCAGACCAUAAAAGUAAUUCCGUCAUUUUCAGCUCCUGUAUAGAGAAUAUGCGCCUUGGGCAAGUGCAGAGCUCCGCAUUUGGUGUAUUGCCCAACACUCUCUCUGUAAAGUGAAAUGUUGCCUUGUACUGUAGAUAAAUGAAAGCUUUCUGUGCCUGGGGAUCAGCACAGCCUUACAUAUAAUGUGUGUAUUUAUAUGAAGCCCUGAUUAAAGUAGGGAGAGGCAGUUCUGUUACAAACCUACACCAUGAGCCUCUGAUUAAUAACAAACAUUUUAAAGGAGUUUGCCAGCAACUGUUCCAAUUUGUACUGCUAGAAAUUAGAGGCAAUUAAGAGGCAUGGUAUCUCCUAUAUAACAGAAUGCUUUGCUUAUUCUCUCACUGAUCCCCUAAUAGAACCAAAAUAAUAUUUAAUUGGAAGGACAUUCUUUCUUCAGUAAAUUUUAUGGCAUUUAGCCUGUAUGAGCUAUGGGGCAUUUUGGGAUGCUUUGAGUAAACUGCAGAGCCAAAUAUGUAUAUUUACCUCAAGACUGGCUUGCAAAGGUAAACACCAUAAGUUUUUGGCCAUUAGUGAAAAAAACUGUGUUAAAAAAGUCAUCUGGAAUUACUCUUUUUUCAUUUGUGAUAUCAAAUUGACAAACUUUCUACUCCCCCACUAGGAAAUACCUCUAGAAAGCACUGAGUAGGGUUAAGGGUUGCAGGGAGCCGGGUGUCCAUCUGUAAUUUACUAUAAAUAGGUAACACAUCUCCUGUUACACGCCAAGGGGUUAUUAUGUAUAAAGGUGUCUAAAUAGUUAUAAACUGACAUUUUGGAUUUUGUAUGUGGAGCUCAGUGUCAAACUCUUUUGUAAAAAGAGACAUGGUUUGUUAAAGGGUGUGUAACAGUGUCAUUGAGUACCAAUUGUAUUUCACAGCUUUAUACAUGGCGGUAUUUUUUGCCAUCAGAAUUUGCCCAAUGUUGGCACUGACCAGUGACCAAAGAUGGUGUAAAACAAAGGCAUAGUUCUCAGUGUUUGUACAAAAGAUUAGCUCAGUGCAGUGUUGGUUGUGACAUUGCAACAGCUGGCCGGAACGCACAGGG
Messenger RNA from Xenopus tropicalis (tropical clawed frog), 6455 nucleotides. RefSeq names its product frizzled class receptor 9 (gene fzd9). Gene Ontology annotation, biological process: cell surface receptor signaling pathway. Gene Ontology annotation, cellular component: membrane; plasma membrane. The record is from RefSeq and is a predicted model, not a curated record. The transcript has a single exon. Gene Ontology annotation, molecular function: transmembrane signaling receptor activity. Lineage: Eukaryota; Metazoa; Chordata; Amphibia; Anura; Pipidae. The coding region runs from base 835 to 2598 and encodes 587 amino acids.